CGCAAUUUCAGCAAAAAAACGCCGCCAGGAUGGCCAUUUACCCGUAACGCAGCAUAAUUCACAAGCAGCAACAACGCCAUACGUGCGCUGCGACGGAUGAGCUCGAGCGACGACGACGAGGCGCCGCGCGGCCUCGGCCUGGGCUAUGGCGUCAAGCGCGGCCGUAGGGACCGCGACGAAGCAGCGUUAGGCGUAUUCGGCGACGGCGACGAGCCGCACCAAAGACGCGGCCUCGGCGCCAAGAAAAAAAGCAGCAGCGGCCCGGUGAUGUUCGUGUCCGCCGGCAAGGAGGAGGCCAAACCACCAGCCCCUGCGCCAGCGCCGACCAUGUCGAACGACGACUUCCGCGCGCACAUGGCGCCGCCGCCACCGCCAAAGGUACAAAAGCCGAAGCCCCCGCCGACGACCGCGACAAGGCCCGAGUGGGCGCGGCACACGAAGGGCGUCGGUUUUGAAUUGAUGAAGAAGAUGGGCUUCACGGGACGCUUAGGUAAGGACGAGACCGGCGUUUCGAGACAUGUGGAAGUGACCAAAAGACCAGACGGCGUCGGGCUCGGUUUUGCGGCGAAAGUCGGGUUCGUCGAGGAGGCGAAGUUGCCCCAGAACAUCGCUCUCCAGAAGGAGCUCGGCCAGAAGGUCGCCGAAGAUGUACCUGUUGAAGAUACAGCUUCCUCGGCGCGGCGGACGAAGCGGAGACGGUUAUAUAGGGAUGCUGCAGCCAUGAAGGACGCCGUCGCCGGGCUAGAAAGGGCGGCGCGCGAGAACAGGAAAGCGGCGCAACUACAACAGCAGCGGCGCGUCGACACGGCCGUUGAAAACGCGUUGGCGGUGCCGGCGGAAUUGAGGCUGGCGAGCCGCUUCCGCGAAGAUCUCGCGGCGCGACUCAAUGGCGAGGAAAGCGCCUUGCGGGACGCGCAGCGUAGGCUAGAUGCGGAAAGGUCAAGAAAGGGUGGUUUAGAUUUUGACCUGAGGCACGACCUGGACCAGUGCGAGCGACUGCAGCGACGGUCGCAGCGGCUGCAGAGCUGCGACGAGGCCCUCGCGAAGGUCGAGGAAGCUGUUCAAAGACGAGAUUCUGCCGAAGUGCGCAAGGCGCUGCAGAGCGUCAAGAAACGAUUUCCGGAAGAGUGGAUCUUGGGGGGCGUGGCGGAGAGCACGCCUUCGGUCGUACGGGAGGCCGUCCUGGCGUCGCUCGAGGACUGGGACCCGUUCCUCGACGCGACGCGUUUACAAUCAGUCACCGACGCCUGGGGGCCCUCUUCACUCUUCAAGAGUGAGGACGACCGCGACGCGUGUGCCAAAAAAUGGCGCUCCCUCAUAGAGCAGGCGGCGGGGCCGCGGACGCGGUCUGCGCUCAGGGAGUGGCGGCCCGGCGUCAAUGCCGCAAAUGACGCGGCCGCCUGCGUUUUAGUAAACGGUUUGCGGUCAAACGCCCCGGACGCGUUCCUCGCGUCCGUGAUCGCGCCGCGCAUCGUCACGGCUUUAGAAACUCUAGCGAGAACUGCAGUGCGCGGCCAGCGGUGCGAUGCGCGCUGGGCCGGUCCCUGGCCCGAUUUGCUCGAUGAGGAGGGUCGCGACGCCGUCCGGCGCGCGGCGCGCGUCUUGCUCAGGGCCCAGCUCAAGGGGGCGUUGCUUACGGAUGAUAGAGCUCUGUUGAAGGCCUUCGCGCAGCACGCCGCGGCGUGGAAGGCGAGUCUUGGUAGUGAGUGGAAGCCGUUUAUCACGCAAGACGUGCUCAAGACGUUGGUGGACGCCGCCAAGACCCUAGAAAUAUGUGACGACGAAGACUAUCAGCGGUGGCAGGUCGUCGACGCGUCGCGGGUCGUUGCUUCCAUCGGCGUGCGGGGCGACGACGUCGCGGCGGUGGUCAAGGGCGCGCUCGGCCCGCGCUUCGUGACGACGCUGCGCGCCUCCCUGAUCGCGGAGGCCUGGGCCGAGGCCGGGUGUUUGUACUGCGCGUGGCGCGACCGGCUGCUGAGCGAUGAUGGUUUACCGUCGCUACCAGAAGCCGCAUCAAAUGCAGCGGUUGAGGUAUUAACGUGCGGCCUCGACCUGAUCUCGCUCAGUUUGGACGACCCGGCGAUGCUCGCGCGAGCACCGCUGCCGCCCCUCGCUUCAUUAACUUUCGAGGCGGCGCGGCAGAAAACGACCGUGGUCGAACAACCGGCGCCCCCUCAACAACGCAAGGCCUGGCGGCCCGCGCUCGACGCGUCGGGCUUCGCGGUCUUCGCCGACGUCGUCCAGCGCUUCGCGGCGGAGAACGACGUGCUCUACGCGCCGAAGCCGAACCGGACGCACGACGGCAAGCAGCUCUACGCGUUCGGGCGGGCGACGAUCUACCUGGACCGCAACGUGACGUUCGUGAAGCGGGGGGACGGCUACGUGCCCGUGGCGUUGGAGGAUUUGUUGGCCCAGGACGCUUGAUGAUGUUUUGUAACAUGUGUUUCAGUUA
Pelagomonas calceolata is the source of this 2452-nucleotide messenger RNA. NCBI's taxonomy places the organism in Eukaryota, Pelagophyceae, Pelagomonadales, Pelagomonadaceae. The record is from the annotation of a GenBank genome assembly.